UGGGUGUCAGUGUGCGCGCGUGUGUGUGCGUGACUGUGUGUGUGUUUCUUUUUUGCCGAGAAAGAGGAAGACUGUAAGUCAUAAAGGUUAGAGGCUGGCGAGCGCCGCUAUCAGUCUGAGGAAGAAAGCAGCAAAUCCGAGCGGUUUGCCUGCCAGAGCUCGGCUCCCUGAGCGGCGAGAAUCAGAUGAGAGGCUGGUCGGCCGCCUUACCUGCGCUCCCAAACUACGGCACGCAGAGAGCCGACAGAAAGCCCGGCCUGCAGUGAAAGCUCAGAGAACAGAGGCAGAGGAUGGAAAACCUGUCAGUGUACCACGGACCCAUCGGGAAGCAGGAGGGCGAGCGGCGGCUGGCGCAGGACGGGCGGGAGGGCAGCUACCUGGUCCGAGACAGCGACUCGGUGCCGGGCGUGUUCUGCCUGUGCGUGCUGUCCAACGGAUACGUCUUCACCUACAGACUCCACAAGGACGACGCCGGCUCGUGGGCUGCAGAGACCACUCCCGGCGUGGCCAAGCGGUAUUUCCGCAACGUCAAGAACUUGAUAGCCGCGUUCCAGAAGCCGGACCAAGGCCUGGCCAUGCCUCUGCUGUACCCGGUCACCGCCCAGAGCCGGGCGCCCCCGCAUGCGCCCGGCUACGGCCUGCCGCCGACACACGGCGACCCUGGCGCCAUCUUACCGCAGAGGAUCCCACAAGUUCCCAUGAGACACAAAAAGAAGCAGAAGAAGGGGGCGCAGAAGGCUUUUGGUUAGCCCUCUGUCCCAAAGGAGCCGUUCUGGGACCCAGAGAUCAGCUGUAAGAUGAUCAUCACCUGUCUAACGCUGAAUACACAACAAACACUGUCAGAAACUGCUGGGUUUCCUUCCUGGGACGGUUUGAGGCAGACAGAGCUCUGCAGGCCAGAACACCUCAGGAGAGCUGCUGCUCCGGACUCACUCAUAUCAGACCCGUUCAUCACAUUUGACCGUUUUCGUUCUGAAAAUGCUUCAAUUUUAAGGAGAAAAUCCCUCCUGCUGUGAGGCAUACCCCACCUCAAGACGAAGAGCCGAUCUCUUCUCCGGUCAGUGUUCUUAAUGUUAAGGUUGAGAGCUUUGCUGUACAUAAACAAUCACACACACACACACACACACACCAAAAAAUGUGAAGAUACAAGGAAAUCAGCACUGUUGAUGAUAAAUAAGUGUUGACGUUGAAUUAAACUCUUUAUUUUCAAAAGAGACGUUUCUUUUCUUUUGGAUGCUUGUUUGACAUCAGCUGCAGGACGAGGAACCUCACAGGAAGAAUUCAUGAAUUCAUUCCGUAUUUUUGUGCCGAUUUUCAUUCAUCCAGGCGGAAAACAGCUUAAAACAAAUCAGUCAGGCCAGCUGGACGUGGUCACAUGACUUGGAAGAGGUUUCAACCCAUAUUCAACUGGCUUAUCGGAUUACUUCAUUAGUUUUUGUGAUGAAACCAUUCGCGAACAAGUGCCACUGAUUCUGAACUGUUCAGCGGCCAGGUGCCAGGAGAACACGGACUGGGAGUCACGACACUGUGCUUACUGUCCACCUGUUCCGCACAACUGCUUACGUUUUGUCCCGUUCACACAAAGACUGAGUUGGCGUUUUCUGUGGUUUUAAGUACGGCUGUGGUGUAAAUGGUUUUUCACUUGAAAACAUUGUGUCAACAGACACAGGAAGCUUAACUCCUCAGGUCUGGACUCGGCUGGAUAUUCACAGCUUAAAAAAAGUCCUUUGAAAAUAGCAGUGUGUGAUCUGGACAGUGAAGACUGCCGGCUCGAGAGAGGAAUUAAAAUAGGAGAACCGUGAAAAGCAAGCAAAAAAAAAAAAAAACCUUUGUUUUAAAUAUCUCUCCUACAUUUAGGACGUGGUUUUUUUUUUCCUCUCUGCCCUUAAUUCAGCUUUAAAACGGCCAUAAUGAAGGUUGUUAAAACAGCCCAGUGCUCCAUCAUCUUAAGAAACCCCAGGCUGUUAACACACCGCUGAAGUGUGUAAAAACUCAGGCUGCUGCCAUUUAGUGAGCCUCAAUAAGGAUCUGAACUUCUUUCAAAAUGUAAAAGUCUGUGCUUAUUUUGUCACGCAUAUUUUUGUGAAAGCGACACGGAGCCUGAAGGUGGCACGAGCCUGCGUCAGGGACAAACCCUUUCAGUCAGGGAAACAUCCUGCCUUCGCACCAAGGCUGCAACCGCCAAGCAAAAUGUCAUUUCUUUCCCUGUUUGCUUAAUUCAAGUAGCAGUGACUGAGAUCUACACAUCUUCCCACUCUGUCUCUUCUGUCUUCAUUUCUGCGCGUGCAGCGAGAGAGCCGAGGCCGUAACUUUUAAGGGACGCGACGAGAAACUCUCAGCCGCCGAGACAUUAAUAUCCAUUACUGCAUACAUAAUUUGACAACAAAUAUUGUGCUCUCUCUUCUCGAUGCGAUUGAGUUGUGUGAAUGGCGAAUGAAAAUAAACGAUAUGGAAUGAAAUAAACUCUUUUUUGAAUGAGGUCAGGCGCGAACACGCACACACACACACGCACACACGCACACACACACACGAACGGGCCUCCGGUUGACACAUAAUGCAGGAAAAAAAUUCAAUUUGACGUAUUGAAGUAGUGAUUUCCAUGGAGAGAAUGCUGACUGCUGGGAGAGAGAGGGAGAUUGACAUUACCUCGUAAAAAAGAGACAGACUUUCAAAAAGAGGAGCAAAGGAGAGUCAUACAGAGAGAAGAGA
Salarias fasciatus (jewelled blenny) is the source of this 2709-nucleotide messenger RNA. Its product is annotated as SH2 domain-containing protein 1A-like. Gene Ontology annotation, molecular function: inositol-polyphosphate 5-phosphatase activity. Bases 291 to 749 code for a protein of 152 amino acids. NCBI's taxonomy places the organism in Eukaryota, Metazoa, Chordata, Actinopteri, Blenniiformes, Blenniidae. The record is from RefSeq and is a predicted model, not a curated record. Gene Ontology annotation, biological process: negative regulation of insulin-like growth factor receptor signaling pathway; regulation of immune response. The transcript is spliced from 3 exons. Gene Ontology annotation, cellular component: cytosol.